GUAGCCCAACUUCGCAGAGAUUAAAAGCCUGAGUCUGAGACUCAGCCAAAGUCCCGCUUCGGUGCCUUUGUGUGUGCGCGGCCCCCGAGGGGGCGUCGGGCCCAGAUCGGAGGGGUCUCCACUGACCCCGACCGCGUUCCAGACCGGCCCCCUCCACAGCGGCUCCCAUUGGCCGGGGCUGCCGGGGUCCCAGCCAAUCAGCCGAGGGCCGCGUUUUCCUGAGCCGGGCGGGACCCCUCCGACUCAGAAGCCAGAGGUUCGCGGGAACCACCGCACAGAGGACCGGGCCACGCGUGGACCUGUCUGGUGAGGGCAGGACAGGUGGGACUCAGGAUGGGCUCAGGAACCGGGUGCGGUCGGAGCCCCACGGAACCCCCUUCCGCCCCGCAGGGGCCACGUCCUCCGUGGACGAUGGAUGUGGAAACUCAGAAGCCCCCCAAGGGGAAAUGGACGACCCCGCCCUUCGACCCGCGCUUCCCCAACCAGAACCAGACCCGUAACUGCUACCAGAACUUCCUGGACUAUCACCGCUGCAUCAAGAACAUGAACCGCCGCGGCAAGAGCACCGAGCCCUGCGAGUACUAUUUCCGCGUGUACCACUCGCUGUGCCCCAUCAGCUGGGUGAGCGGGCAGAGGGGCGCCGGACCCGAGCGGGCGGAGGGCUGGGGCCUAGGCUGAGGCAGCCCGCUCCCUCCCUCUCCAGGUGCAGCGCUGGAACGAGCAGAUGAGGCAAGGGACUUUCCCCGGCAAAAUCUGACUGUCGGAGCGGUUUUCCCGAGCAAUCAGCCCCAGUGGCCCCCAUCUUCUAGUUUCAGGAAGACCCGGCCUUAGUUACCAACCCCACCCCCCCAGUCUAAGCCACAAAUAAAGUUAUGCUGUUGCUAUUGUUUCUUA
Messenger RNA from Sciurus carolinensis (gray squirrel), 894 nucleotides. RefSeq names its product cytochrome c oxidase subunit 6B2. Gene Ontology annotation, cellular component: mitochondrial crista; mitochondrion; respiratory chain complex IV. The record is from RefSeq and is a predicted model, not a curated record. The transcript has 2 exons. The coding region runs from base 334 to 678 and encodes 114 amino acids. Lineage: Eukaryota; Metazoa; Chordata; Mammalia; Rodentia; Sciuridae.